Molecule: messenger RNA, 2591 nt
Organism: Cinclus cinclus
Lineage: Eukaryota; Metazoa; Chordata; Aves; Passeriformes; Cinclidae
Gene: SCAMP3
Product: secretory carrier membrane protein 3
Exons: 7
Coding region: 327-1427 (366 amino acids)
Biological process (GO): protein transport
Cellular component (GO): recycling endosome membrane; trans-Golgi network membrane
Source: RefSeq, a predicted model, not a curated record
UGAGGUCUUGGAGGGACACGGAGCUGCUGUGCCGGCAGGUCCGGCUGGGCAGGGACCCGGAACCGUGAGGGAACCGGGAGACGACGGACACCGAGAGCCGGGGGGAGACGGGCGCGCCUCGCACGUGACCUCGGGACACGCGGCCGCGUCACGUGCGCGCCCCACCCGGCGCGACCCCGGCGCGUGCGCAGCGGCCCCCUGCGGCGGGGUCUCCCCGGUGACGUCACAGGGCAACGGGACCAAUCAGCGGCGGGCAGGGGAGGGGCCUGGUGGCGGCGGAGACGCCGGUCCCGCGGCUCCAGCGCGCUCCCGGUCCCGGUCCGGCCAUGGCCCAGCGCGGCGGCCCCGCGGUGCUCCCGGACAAUCCCUUCCAGGAUCCCGCGGCGCUGCAGACCCGGCCCGGCGCUGUGCUGGACGGCUACAACCCCUUCGAGAGCGAUGCGCCACCGCCGCCGUUCCAGACCCCUUCGGUAGCGCCGCCGCCCCCGGUACCGGCGGCCGCACAGCCCCCGCGGAAGGCGAGUCCCACCGAGCCCCGCAACUACGGCUCCUACGGUUCGCAGGUACGGGGGGAGGCGCCGCCAGGCCCGGCGGGUUGGGGGGACACGGGCGCCGGCGGGAGUCCAGGGUUUGUGUCCCGCCCCCCGCAGGCCUCGGCCGCCGCUGCCACGGCGGAGCUGCUGAAGAGGCAGGAGGAGCUCAACCGGAAAGCGGAGGAGCUGGACCGCCGGGAGCGGGAGCUGCAGAACGCGGCUCUCGGCAGUUCCCAGACGAGGCUCAACAACUGGCCCCCGCUGCCGUCCUUCUGCCCUGUGAAGCCUUGCUUCUACCAGGACAUCCCUGUGGAGAUCCCUGCUGACUUCCAGAAAACAGUUACGACCAUGUACUACCUCUGGAUGGCCAGCACCAUUGCUCUCUUCCUGAACUUCCUGUCCUCGCUAGCCUGGUUCUGCGUCGACCCCUCAUCUGGUUCUGGGUUCGGCCUCUCCAUCCUCUGGGCUCUGCUCUACACGCCCUGUUCCUUCGUCUGCUGGUAUCGGCCCAUGUACAAAGCUUUCAGGAGCGACAGUUCCUUCAACUUCUUUGUCUUCUUCUUCGUCUUCUUUGCCCAGAACGUGAUGUAUGUGCUGCAGGCCAUUGGCAUCCCAAACUGGGGAUUCAGUGGCUGGAUCCUGAGCCUGAUAGCACUGCGGACUAACACAGGCGUGGCUGUGAUGAUGAUCCUGGUGUCCUUGUCCUUCACGGCAGUGGCUGUAUUGGGGAUCAUUAUGCUGAAAAAGAUCCACUCUCUGUAUCGCCGGACUGGCGCCAGCUUCCAGAAGGCUCAGGAGGAGUUUGCAGCUGGGGUCUUCUCCAACCAGGCCGUGCGCACGGCCGCGGCCAACGCUGCUGCAGGCGCAGCCACCAACGCCUUCCGUGCGCCGUAGCCGUGCAGGUGCCUGGCCCUGCCUCCCUGGCGCACUUGGGCUCUUCUCGAGGAAGAGGAAAUCUGAGUUGCACUUUCACUGGAUCCCUGUGCGUCUGCAUCAGCUGUCAGAGGCUGCCUCAUCCCAGCUUGGAAGUGCUGGUGCCUGAAUCGUCUGCUGCUCUUAACCCCCUUUCCUCAUGGACAGAGGCUGUUCUGGUUUGUGCUGGUCCCCUCCCCUCAGCGGCAGCAGGGUGGGAAGUGCUGCAGCUGAGCCCUGAGUCUGCCAUCGCCCUCCCUUACAGCACCAGCUGCUGGGGGCAGGAGCCUCCUCCAGAUGGCUGGAAUGCUGCUUCCAGGGACUGGAACGGUCACUUGCCUUCCUUGUGCUCUUCUGUUUCUCCACCUGAUGAUGACACUUGUGUGCCGUGGGGUGUGGAGGUUCCCCUGCCCCCUGUGUGCCCAGGGACCCCCGUGCUCUGCCAAGAAUGUCAUCCCUCUCUUCCUCCUUGGGCUUGCUCCAUUGGGAUAAGGAUGGGACUGGUGCUUUCCCUGGGGUGUCUUCUCCUUUUGUCCCGUCCCUUUUCUUGUCCUCUCCCUCUCUCCAGGCCCAGGGAUGAGGAGAGAAGGGCAGGAACAGGCAGAGCAGGGACAGGCAGAGCUCAGGCAGCUGCUGCCUGUGGGGAUCCUGCCUUUAGCCCAUGUGGACCCCAAAGCCAGGCUGUGUGCCAAGGAGCAGCCCUGGCGUUUACAUGGCUUCCCCUUGCUUCCAGGGAGGGGUGAACAGCUCCUCCAGUCCCCCUCCCCACCCGCUUUGAGGACUGUGACCCCGUGCUCACCCCAGGACCCUUCAGCCACAGCCUUCACCCUCUUCGGAGGCUGAGCCAGUCCCCGUGUGCAGCCCCACGUCCCCCUUACCUGCCCUCUGUCACCUGUGCUGGUGUCCCUGGGGUCCCAGGUCUCAUGCGUUCGGCUUCACUUCAUCUCCUCUCAGAUGCUCCCGGUUUGUCCCUGCAGCUCCGGGGCUGGUGAGAGGCUUUGUGCCUUCAGCUGUGGGGGCCGGUGCCCUCCCCGUCCCGCUGCGGCGAGGGCUCCUCUGGGGUUCCCCGCCUCCUUCGCUGCUUCCCGUAUGCUGUUUCCCGGCCGCCUCCCGGUUUAUUUAAGGAAUAAAUGAAGGUUCACUCUG